Myotis daubentonii (Daubenton's bat) is the source of this 1804-nucleotide messenger RNA. RefSeq names its product sorting nexin 20 (gene SNX20). The record is from RefSeq and is a predicted model, not a curated record. Gene Ontology annotation, molecular function: protein binding; phosphatidylinositol phosphate binding. Gene Ontology annotation, cellular component: early endosome membrane. Gene Ontology annotation, biological process: protein transport. Lineage: Eukaryota; Metazoa; Chordata; Mammalia; Chiroptera; Vespertilionidae.
GGUGCAGGAGGCAACCAAUCGAUGUGUUGCUCUCACAUCGAUGUUUCUCUCUGUCUCUCCCCCUCCCUUCCACUCUCCCUAAGAAUCAAUGGGAAAAUGUCCUCGGGUGAGGAUUUAAAAAUAAAAGAGCUUUGGGAGCUAAGGUUCGAAGGCCAGUGGUUGUGGGGGGCUCGGAAGGACAGCCAGGCCACUGCAAGGCUGUGGGCAGCGAGGCCCCGCUCGAACCCGCAGGGGUUUCUGCUCCCCUGCCCGGGCGCCCCAUUAGCCCCUCCUCAGCAGCCAAUGGGCUGGGGCGCCCGGAGCAGGCCCCACAGCCUAGUUCCUGUUUUCAAACGGGGAACUUAGCAAAGUCACGGCCCGGAGCCCGAAUGCAGAGCUGAAGGGGGCCCCAUGACACCCCUCCCGGACCCCUGGACACCCACGGGGCCAGAAGCCGCAGGUCAGAGCCCGGAGCAUGGCAAGUGCCCCGCGCCCCGGGAGCCCCGGAUGGGCAGGACUCAUGGAAGCGCCCGCCGCCGGCCCUGGCCUCCCGCCUCCAGGACCUGAAGGGGACUCGGACGCGGCCGGCAGCCCGAGUGCCCACUCCAGCAUGACCACGCGGGAGCUGCAGGAGUACUGGCGGGGCGAGAAGGGCAGCUGGAAGCCCGUGAAGCUGCUCUUCGAGAUCUCCUCGGCCCGCAUCGAGGAGGAGAGGCUGUCCAGGUUUGUGAUGUACCAAAUCGUGGUCAUCCAGACGGGCAGCUUCGACAGCACCAAGGCCGUCCUGGAGCGGCGCUACUCGGACUUCCAGACGCUGCAGCGCGGCCUGGCGCGGGCGUUCCCGGAGGAGAUCGAGGACGUGGCCUUCCCCAAGAAGCAGCUGCUGGGGAACCUGGCGCCCGGGCUGAUCGCGGCGCGCACGCGGGCCUUCCGCGACUACCUGCGCCAGCUGCACGCCAUCCGCUGCGUGCGCCGCUCGCGCGAGUUCAUCGACUUCCUGACGCGGCCCGAGCUGCGCGAGGCCUUCGGCUGCCUGCGCGCCGGCCAGUACGAGCGGGCGCUGGAGCUGCUGGGCCGCGCGCUGCCGCUGCAGGAGAAGCUCACCGGCCACUGCCCGGCCGCCGUGGUGCCCGCCCUGUGCGCCGCGCUCGUGUGCCACCGGGAGCUCGAGCGCCCCCUGGAGGCCUUCGCGGCGGGCGAGCGGGCGCUGGAGCGGCUGCGGGCGCGGGAGGGCCACCGCUACUACGCGCCGCUGCUGGACGCCAUGGUGCGCCUGGCCUACGCGCUGGGCAAGGACUUCGUGUCGCUGCAGGAGCGGCUGGAGGCCAGCCAGCUGCGCAAGCCCGGCCCGCGGGGCCUCACCCUCAAGGAGCUGGCCGUCCGCGAGUAUCUGGGCUGAGCCGCGAGCUGCAGACCUGGGAUCGCCAUGGCUCUGCGGGCUGCUGGGGCGCCUCUUGGAUGGAAUAGCCACGUGGGGCCACUUGUCGUCCUCCACUUCCCCAGCUGUGUCCAGCUGAGCCCCCCUCCCCCCUCCGGAAUCCUUGGAGCCUCUGCUGUGUCCUGUGUCCCUUAGAUGCCUGGCUCACUUGAUCUCAAAACCACAAACCCAGCCCCGGGGCCGCGUGGCUCAGUGAUGGAGCGUCAACCUGUGAACCCGGGAGGUUAGGGUUCGAUUCCCAAUCAGGGCACAGGCCCAGGUUGCAGGCUCGAUCCCCAGUAGGGGGCGUGCAGGAGGCAGCCGACCCAUGAUUCUCUCUCAUCCUGGAUGUUUCUGUCUCUCCCUCUCCCUUCCUCUCUGUAAUCAAUAAAAAUAUAUUUUUUAAAA